Messenger RNA from Arabidopsis thaliana (thale cress), 1183 nucleotides. Its product is annotated as altered inheritance of mitochondria protein. Bases 234 to 869 code for a protein of 211 amino acids. The transcript is spliced from 5 exons. NCBI's taxonomy places the organism in Eukaryota, Viridiplantae, Streptophyta, Magnoliopsida, Brassicales, Brassicaceae. The record is from RefSeq and is marked reviewed.
CCGAUAUAUUCCGCUACUCAUGGAUACUGGGUUCAGUUUCGGUUACGGAAUUUUUGGUAGGGAUUUUUAGGACCUAUUCGAUUAUUUCUAAAAACUGGUUCGGGUUCGGUUUGGAUAUUUUUCGGAUCGGACCAAUUCGACUAAUCGGUUCCGGUUUCUUUCCCGGGGCAAGGUAGAGCUAGAGAUUUCGAAGAAGAAACGAAAGGGAGAGAGAGAGAUAGACAAGUUCCGCGAUGAACGAAGGCUCGAGCGAAGAAGUAACGAGGACGGUAAUGGAAGAGAAACCAGAACAGAAACAAAGAGGAUCUCUGGAGAAAGGAAGAUCGUGCAAAGGCUAUUUAUAUUACUCUUCCACUCUCAAAUCCAAGUCUAAGAACCCUCGCUGCGUCGGAAUCCCUCGUACUCUCCGUCAAGUUCCUGAUUAUGUUGUUGGACAAUCUGAAGCUGAAGCUUCUAAAGAAGGAAGGACCUUAGCUGAUUUUUACUAUGGAUGUUUGGGUUAUUCCGUCUACAUGACUGAUAAAGACUCAUCUGCCAUUAAGCAACAUACAAAGACUCAACUUCCCGUUUGUGUCGGUCUUGAGAUAUUAGCAGAUAGAAGAGCAGCUUCUGGCAAUACUUCAUCUGUUCCAGCCCGUGUCCAAAAUAGAAAAGAUUCUCGGGAGGUGCCUGUGCCUCAGCACCAGAACAAUAAACCAGCCUCUGCCACUGCCACUGCCACAAACACAGAAAACGGCUUCUUAACCAGGUUCACAAGAAACGCAAACCUGGUUGCAGCAGGGGUGAUGAAGAACAUGAAGAGAGUUGGUAACUAUGUGAAAGAAACUGUGGAUGAUUCCUUGGACCCAUAUCGCAAGCGACCAAAAUAAAGAAACUUUUUACAUUAGAUGUGGAGACAACAAACCCAAAAAAAAUGACCGACAGACGACAGGAUAUGAAAUCUUAUUUGACACUUUUUUGGAUUCUCUUGAAUCAUCAAAAUAAUAAAAUCAACAAAAAAAAUGGCUGUAUGAUUUGUUUAAGCAGGCCAUGUCCCAAAGUAAUAUGUACACCUUCCUCAGUUCUGGUUUACUGAUAAUAUUCAUAUCCCAAUGAGGUUCACUUUUAUUACAUAUGAAAUAUCAAAACAUUUCUAAGACUUUGUUCUUCAUGGUGAAGACUAAACAUAAAAUAUGAACUCUGC